CUAGAAUGUCUACAUUAUCAUCUUAUAAACGAAAAGAAAAUAGUCGCACGUCUGAGAUGAGUAGAUAUAAAGAGUAUAAAAGACUUCUUCACACCUAUAAAAAGGCAUCAAUUUCCAAAAGAGCAUGUGGAAUCUUCAACUCAUUAUAAAUCCCAGUGGCAUGUUAAGAGUAAAGAUAGGCAUGCAAUUGUUAUUUCGUUUAUACCAGAUUGUAAGUAUCGGUUGUGCGGAUGUUGAAAACUGAAGUGGUAAGAGGGUGCCAAAACUGGUAUACUUACAGUGGAGUUAAAAGCCCUGAUCAUAAAUCGACGCCAAAGUGCGGCUCCAGGUUUCAGUCAAACGACACAUAUGAGAUUCUUCGGGGACUGUUAUAAGCAAAAAUGGGUUUGAACGUGGUGACUAACUACGCUACCAAUGCCGAGCAAGAGCGGGAACAUAAAAAGCUUUUAUCAUAUACAUUUUAUGAUUUCAAGGCGAUUGUGAUUUUGUUAACAUUGUACAUAAUACAAGGCAUACCAAUGGGAAUCCACCUCUCGCUUCCGCUGAUUAUAUACAACAAAGUGUCGUACUCUCAAAUGGGCAAUUUAUCCUUGACUGCAAUCCCGUUGUCGCUUAAGCUCCUAUGGGCACCAAUUAUGGAAUCGCUGUACUCUAGGAGAUUAGGCAAGCGUAAAUGUUGGAUUAUACCAGUACAACUUAUCACAGCUUGUCUAAUGCUAUUUGUUAGCGCGAACAACAGAUUUGACAGGUGGACGGGACAACAUGGAGAAACAGUUGAUGUAACUGCCUUGCUAGUAUAUUGUACUAUUACAUACAUACUCAUGGCAACUCAAGAUGUAGUGGUGGACGGCUGGGCACUAAAUAUGCUCCGUCCUGAGAUGCGCAUACAUGCAUCCACCUGUAAUGCAGCUGGGCAGCAUAUCGGCAUAAAUAUAUCCUAUGUCUGUUUGACCAUACUUAGCAGUAACCAAAUGUCACGUAUCAUCAAUCAAACUAAAGAUGUUAUUGUUACGGGGGCAGGAGAAGACAAUGUUUCAAGUCAUGUGCAAGCUAUAGCGGAUCGAGAUUUUGGUAUAAUGUCGCAUUAUAUUCGCAUUUUUGGUAUAGUCACUCUGGCAGUCACGGUUUUAGUGAUGUUUAUACACGAAGUAGAGGACGCGCCAACACUAAUAGAACUCCAACCUGUAACUGAAAUCGGCAUAAUUGACACAAGCCCAGCUACCCGAAGGUGGAAUAUGAUUAAGCAAAGCUAUGCCCUAUUGAUCCAGAUACUCAAACUUGAACCGGCACUUUUAUUAGGCAAACUGGUUCUUACCAUUAAUUUAAUAUACUCACCCGAAGAACCUGCCGAAUUGAAACUUCUGGAAAAGGGAGUGCCCAAAGAUUUGUUGGCAUCCAUAACGCCAUUUAUCAUACCGUUACAGAUCGUAGGCCCUCCAUUGAUAACAACUGCAAUAAGGCGAUCAAGCAGCGCAGACGUAAUUUACAAGGGUUUAAGGAUGAGAUUACUAGUAGUCAUGAGUUAUGUGGGGUUGACGUAUGUGGCAGGCUUGUACUACACUACAAUGCCGCACAGUCAAUUGGUAACUGUUUUAUUCUACAUACCAGUUGUAGUACUCUCUAUACUUAGACAUAUUUGCGAACUUGUGGUUUGCGUAGCAUUGGUUGCCCUGUUUGCUGACGUCUCAGAUCCGUCAAUAGGAGGAACUUAUAUGGCCCUUCUCAAUGCACUAAUGAACGUUGGAGAGUUGGUACCGCGCUUACUGGGCUUCUGGAUGAUAGACGCUCUGGAAUUGUAUUCGCGAGGUCUAGUGGAUGGUUUGCUGAUAGAAGGCCUGUUAUGCAUCAUAUUGGGUGUCAUAGUGCUACCAAUAUUCCGCAAGGUAUUGCUGCGCAUUGAAUCAUAUGGCGUAAACGAGUGGUAUGUGAACAAGUUUGCCGAGGCUUGAGGUUGUUCAAUUAAAUGUUCUACCAUACACCCAUGUGUAA
This is a messenger RNA of Babesia bovis T2Bo, 1989 nucleotides long. Its product is annotated as Acetyl-coenzyme A transporter 1 family protein. The transcript is spliced from 5 exons. The coding region runs from base 381 to 1949 and encodes 522 amino acids. Lineage: Eukaryota; Apicomplexa; Aconoidasida; Piroplasmida; Babesiidae. Gene Ontology annotation, cellular component: membrane. The record is from RefSeq and is a predicted model, not a curated record. Gene Ontology annotation, molecular function: acetyl-CoA transmembrane transporter activity.